GGUUACUUCUUCUGCCUGUGGUACAUAAACACAGGGAGUUUGCAAGUGAAGAGCGCUAUACUGAGGACAAAUGGAAAGAAUUGCUCUGUUGCAUGGUGCUCUGUUGUCUUGUGCUUUUGUUGCUAUGGGAUGUAAUUCUAUUACCCACUGUACUGCUAGAUUUCAAAAGGGUAGUUCAUAAGCACUAAUAACAUUUGUGGCAAUCUGAGCUAAGUUAAUGAAAAAGAUAAUCAAAUCUAAUGCUCCAGGGCAAGAUAUGUGAUAUCUCCAGGGGUCAUAAAGAGAUCAUACAGCUGUCUCGGGGCAAGGGGCAGUUGUAUGUGUGAGUGCAAGAAGAGGCAGGAGGCAGCAGAAAAGUGAGGGUCACCUUGCCCACAAGCACUGUGUGCUGGUCACUGGCAGAGGCAGGAGGGGAUUGCUAGGUAUGUCUCAGAGAUGGAGAUGCUUAUUAAGCUAAUGAUAUUUUUAGUAAUGCCAAUACCUAAUAGAUAAGUUUCAGCUGAUCCCAGACAUUUGUCUCAAUGUGUUGAUUGGGAAAUUGGAUUAAGUAGCUCAUGCAUGGCUCUGCCUUGCCCACAGCAGGCAUAUACUGACUUGGGAGCUGACCAAGGAUUGAAAUGGCCUUUGGAAUUUGUGUUUUGGAAAACACAAGCUUCAGCGUGAAACUCACUUUUGAAGCAAAUGCCGUAUUUUAUUGCAUCUCUAGAUAGUACCCAGUGGUGAAUUUGUCUUGCUUCUAGCUAUAAGCACAGCUUAUUUUGCAGACCCUUUCAUCACUACAUACUGGUAUAUGACUUGAGGGUCCAAGCAGGGGCUUUGUGUUCCUUGCAGGUAUGUGACUGAUGAUGUUCAGCUGAGGACACUUGCAAUGGGAAUUAUAGCCAGCACCCAAAGCCAUGUUUGCUCUCACAGACUCAUGCUGUAUUUAUUGCAAGUACCUCCUUCAUCUUACUCUGCACUCCUGUAUGUUCACUGUGAGCAUUCUUCUAUUUCUACUACUGUUCUCUUCUUCAUAUCUGCUUUUUGCUACAGUAAGAUUCUGUCCUAGUUUCAGCCAAAGACAGGUUGAUUUUUAGCUGUAGCCACGAGGUGGCAGAGCCUAGAGCUGUGUGGGUGUGCCUAGGUUGUUACUCUGUACGGUGCACUUCAUCAGGGGGAGGCAGAAAUAAGGGAUUCUCACUUCCAAGGAGGAUGAUGUGGCUUGUUGACAUUGCCAAUGUGUUUUUCUCCUCUCCUCUGGCAGCAGAAUGCAGACUGAAGUUUGCUUUGACCUGGAGGGGCGUGCAGUACACCUGGAAUUGACUCUCAUGGACUGAUCCAGACUGCAAUGGAAAACUGUGAGGCUCCAGAACAACUGCAGUUCUUUGAUGACAUCAUUGUAUGGAGCAAAAUGGCAGAGGAAUUUUUUUUUUUAUGGAGCAACAUGGCAGAGGAGUAAAAUGAUGAAUCCAAGAUGAAUGUUGCCACGUUCUCAUGGACAUGGUCAAAAACCAGCAAAAUACCAAUUGUGUUCCCACCAACAGGCAAGGAGGAAACAUGGUUUUCUAUCUCAUUGCUGUUUCCAGUAAAUUUUUUGUAUCUCCACUAAGGAUAGCUGCCCUUGUCUGUCUCACUGGAGGCAGGGCUAGGAGGGGAGUUGGUCGUGGCUUUCAUUUUAGUGGGAGCGCCAAAUUAUGUAAUUCCAUUCCUACACCACGACUCAUACCAAAUCCUAGCCAUGUGAGGAUAUCAGGUACCAUGCACACAGCCUGUGUGUAUAUUGCCAAAGGUAGAUGAUUAGGAAAAACAAGAAGGCUAAGGACUCAUGAAAUAGUCCCUCCUUCCAUAUGCCUUCCUAAGCCUCAGAAACUUCCUAAAUUAGGUGUUUUAACUACCAUACUUUAUCUUUGACUGUUAAACAAUUCUGAAUAGAUGUGUUGGAUCCCUUUCCUAAUGUCUGGAUCUUACUAAUUUUCUGUAGCUCUAAAUAAGGAGCCCUAAGAGUUCUCCAGUAAAGAGACUUCUCAAAGUAAAAAUGUGUGAUGAGCAGGUGCCAUUUGUUGGCUUCAGGUGUCCUUGCAGCCUACAAUGGUGCCCAUGCCCACCAUGUGACAGUCUCGUGCCCAUGGGUGAUCCUUGUGUGACUGUCCCACCAUGGGUCCACCCAUACUGGCAUUUGCUCAUCACAAUUUUUUUCUUUGAGGAAAAAAAAUAGAGGGCUGUAUUUGACACUAGAGUACUUUUUUCUUUUUCCUUCAGAACAACAGCUAUCCACAGAAUUUAAUGCGAAAUAUUAAAGUAUUUUGGGACCAGAAGCUUUUAGUAUGAUGGUCUGUACCUUUUAGGAGUGCUUACAUGUUUUUCAUGCAGUAAUAGUGGAGUACUUUGCUGUUCGCAAUUGUUGCAUUUCUAUCAACAUUUUCUUUCUUUCCAUGUUUGUCAGAAAAGCUCCAUUAAUUUCUCGGAGUAGGAUUAUUUGUAACAUUUCUCCUGACUUUUUUGAGACUCAAAAAACCCCCAAAGAUUCAGCUGCUAGUUUUUAGGAUUUACUGUAGAGCAGAAGAAAUUAUUGUAAUAACUUUUCUUGAAUUUGCCAUAACAUUAAUCACAUUUCUAUAAAUCUUGGAUUGAAAAAGUUUAACAGAAAAACUGAUUGAAAGCUACUGUACAAAAUUAACUGCUUCCACCCACCCCUUCCCCCAGUUCCUCAAGACACCCAUGUUUCUGUUUUAAGUGCUCACAAUAUAAAGUUAUUUAAACUAUUUUAGGUUUUAAUUAAAACAAGGUAGGCUGGGGUUGAAAUGCAACCCAACAUUUUUCAGUAUGUAACACCACAUAGAUUUUGCUUAAGUUACUACCAAAGUGACUUUUAUUUAACUUCCUUUCUUUCUCUGUUCCACAAAAGAAAAAUUAUUAUCACCUGAAAGGAAGUCAAAGUUAUUCUGGAGCAGUGAGCCAUUACAAAGUUUCCAGCAUUGCAAAUAGAGGUAGUUAUUUUAAACAACAUAAUUCACCCUUCUGUAUUGCUCCUCUCUCUUUCAGCACAGACCUGUCUCUUCAUAGGAUGAAUUCUCAGCUGCAGAGCAUCCAGAUCCUAAUUUACGUGUGUGUGAAUAAUCAAGGUUAAUACAUUCCCUGUGGGAGAAACAGUCAGUGCCAUUCAGACCACAUUCUGUUUUCCUCCCUUGCCACAGAGUAGGCUGUUGAAAAUGUGUCUGAUGAAAUUGCAGGUUCCUUCUCUAUUCUCAUGAAUUAAUUUAAUGUUUCUAAUUGGGAUUAGGUAAAGUACCUCUCCCCAUGACUGGACAACCAGCAGGUGGGACAAAUGAGUUUAAAUAUCUACUCUCAAUCAUGGAGAGAAAGGUUGAAUUUACAUAUUUUCUUUUUCCCCCACAUGAUAAUUGUUUCUAUUCCUAUAAAGUGUACUGGUUUGGGGGCUUUUUAUACAUGCAGCCCAAAUCAGUGACCCAAGCACGUGUCCCGGGUCACAAAUUGAAUGGAGAGUAGGAAAGACAAAAUUCAUGGCUUGAAUUUUCAAGAAAAUAGUCCUCUUAGCAGAGGUAAAUGGAAGUUUAUUGCCGACUUUACUGUAUUAGAUUAAAUUAGGAAACUAAACACAACUUUCUCAUGUCCUCUUUAUUACAUCUCUGAUGGAUUUGUGCAAUCCCUUGGCUGGUACUGGGGCCACCCUUCUUACACAGAUCCGAAAUACUGCCCAUAAGGACUGGUACCUGCAAGAACUGGGGGCUUGUGUGUUGGAGUAGGAUGCAGUGGAACUGCAGUAAAGUAUUUAUUCUGUAUCUGAGCUGGGCAGCUGAGAAAGCCCAGCCUGGGUAGAAGCCUUGAGGCAGUUUCAUUUUGCCUCUAAGCACGUUUGGACAAUAUGUGCACAGCUGUGGAAUUCACUUGACCUUGCCCUUUUAACACAAGGAUCGUGUGUUAACAGAGGAUACAGGUCUGCACUGUCAGCCAGACAGAAUAUCAUUGUGUGUAGCCAGCCAGUGUGGUCACACAUUCCUCUUCUUGUGCAGCAACCUGGCCACUAAUCUGUGCUUCCCAACACACAGACCAGUGCUCAAGGCAGCUGGCAGUAUCUGCUGGGGCACUGGAAGGUAGGGAGCCCUUGGAGUGACAGUGCCAAAUGGGAGCAGUGAGGGUGUGCCCAGUGUGGCAGAACUGGUGGGGUGAGAGGCGAGUGGUUGGGCAUGGACUGAGAACCUGUCAGGAUGGAACCUGCGCAUGCCCCAAAUUCUCUCUCCCCUUUGCAUCCUGGUUUCCAUGUUGAGGAAAGGGGGCUGCAAUGACCCCUGCAGGUGGCAGCUGGGACUCACCAUCUCCUGGUAUGGCUACACUCACAGCUGCUCCCACUUGUCUUGGGAGGGCUUAAUCAAAAUGUGAAUUAUUUUGCCGUGGAUGCCAGGAGAUCAGAAAUGGCCCUGUGUGGUAUGAGAUGAGGCUUGGCAAGGAUGGUGCAUGGCAGGUGCUAAGGAGAGCUGAUGGACAUGGGUGACUGCAUGCAGAGAGCACUCCUGCACCCUGCACAGCCCUCAGCACCCACUACAUCUGACAUUUCAUUAUCCAGUAUGUCCCAACAGCCCCAGACAAAGACAGCAAAUCAGUGUUGCUGUGUUGAUGCAGAUCCCAAGCAGCAGGCUGAGGUAAAAAUGGGUUAAGCAUUUAGACAUUGACCAUUAUUGGAUUAUACCAGGAUCCUAUCGGUUUUUAAUAUUUGAUAGGAUGCUAAAGCAUGCCUUUUAAAUUCACUGCAACGCUCACAUAUUUUUUUACUUUGAUUCCUUGAAUUCUUCCUGUCAGUUACCCCAGAACAGCCAGAAUAAAUACAGGGCUCUGUGAAUGGUUUCACUCACACUUUAUAGAGAGGCAAUGCUGCCCUUUUAGUUAUCUGUUUUAUUGACCCAUUGACAUAGCUGAGGGUGGUGCUGCAAACUGAUUUGUGAUUGGUGAUAUUCUGGAUUCCUAGGAUACAUGUAAAAUGUUAAUUUUAUGAGUUAAACAUUGAAGAGGGAUCAUUAGUUUUUAAAAGUCAUAUUCCCACUUGGCUCUUCUCAUAAUCACUUAUGCAAGGAAGAUUACUGGGAUGACCAUGACAAUAAAAAAUAAGAAGGGAGAAGUCUUUUGCCUUAGUCUGGAGCCUGAAAACAUCUUAAGGUUUUUAAAUUUAUUUUGCACUGGACUGCAUUUAUGUGUAUGGUCAGUGCCUCUGCUUGCUGUUUGUAAGAUGUUUCCUCUCAGAAAAUAUAUAAACCUGGGUCUGGAGGUUUUUUGAACUGCAGAAGCUAUUUAUUAACAGCAGGAGCCCAUCACAGAUGAGAUUGUGGGGGCGGUGUCUGAAAAGUAGAAGCAAGAUAGGGUAGAGGACUGAACCUUGAGUCCACCCCUUUUUGCUUACUGCUUUGCUGCUCUUCCCUCUUCAGCCUCUCCUUUUCAUGAGAAACUACUGAACUUGGAAGAAAGGCUCUGCAUUUCCAUAGUCAUGGCACUCUUUUCUUCCCUCACACCAGUAUUUAUAGCCAUUAUAUGUGUUUUGAUUGGGGUAAUAAUGAAGAAAAGUGGAGAGAAGGAAAAACGUGACACUAAAAGCAAGCAUCCAUCUCGCCUGUGGGUGGAUGAAGAUUUAAAAGAUGGCACUGACCAUCCCUUAGAAGAAGAAGAGGGUGAGGAAGAGUGGCAAGGACUUGAAGAAAAUGUUGCUCAUGUCCUCUUCACUGGCGAGCGCUACUCUGAGGCUGAAAUGAUCGAGAGGUCACAGACAUUCUAUGAGCUUCUAAACAAGAGACGGUCUGUCAGGUUUCUCAGUGAUGAGCCAGUCCCCAGGGAGGUCAUUGAUAAUGUCAUCAGAACAGCAGGUACUUCACCUAGUGGAGCACACACUGAGCCCUGGACCUUUGUGGUAGUGCAAGAUCCAUAUUUAAAACAUAAGAUUCGUGAAAUUGUAGAAGAAGAAGAGGAAAUCAACUACAAAAAAAGGAUGGGAGACAGAUGGGUAAAUGACCUGAAAAGAUUGAGAACGAAUUGGAUCAAAGAGUACUUGGACACUGCUCCGUAUCUGAUCCUCAUUUUCAAGCAGGUGUAUGGGCGGCUUCCAAAUGGCAAAAAGAAGACCCACUACUACAAUGAAAUCAGUGUUUCCAUUGCCUGUGGUAUCCUGCUUGCUGCACUGCAGAACGCGGGUCUGUACACAGUGACCUCCACCCCGCUGAACUGCGGCCCCCAACUGCGGGUGCUGCUCCAGCGGCCAGCGAACGAGAAGCUCCUGCUGCUGCUCCCCGUUGGCUAUCCCAGGAAAGAUGCCACCGUGCCUGCGCUGACACGGAAGCCGCUGGAAGACAUCAUGGUGGUGAUGUGAGCCCAGAGCCAGGGGAAGGAGAGCAACCCUGCUGACAGCUGAAGUUGUCACUGCAGUUUCUGUGCAUCAUCCCCCUAUGUUGCUGUUGCUCUUGCUGUUUGCACCUCUAUUUCUCUUUGUGCUCAUAAUCCUCUAACAGCAGUGAGCAGUCAAGCACUGUGCCUUGGACAGCUGCUGUUACUUGUCUGACCGGGGUGUUGUUGCAGGGAAUAUGUACAAUGGCAUUUAAACGAUCUCAGCACUUGAUUUUUCUCAUGCAUUUUGGGGACGAAUCUCCUCUUGACCUGGAAUAUAUAGUUUCUUUAUACUUCUGUGAUUGCCAUAACACAGUUAUUUUAAGAAUUUUAAUGAAGGUUGUAUUAAAAGACACAAAGAGGUCAAACUGAGCUGUCCUAUCUUAGCCAGUAUGUGCUGUUUAAAUGCCCCUUCCCCUUUACUGUGUGGAGAAAGAUGGUAUUUUUCUCCUGGUGGGAUUUCUCUUGAUUGAGUCACAAAAAUUUUCUUAAACUAUUGCAGCUACGAGUGUCUCAAGUUGGGGGAAAUUGAGUAGGAGCAAGGCAUACAAAUAAUUUCCUUGUUACCAUUUAUUUGUACAUGCUCCAGGCACGGUUAGAUCGUGUGGUAGCUAUCAGUCGUGCCCCUGGAGGGAGCUCCUAUUCUGGUUAUCCUGUUCAUUCCUACAACUAUACCAGUUUAACACCCUGAAACCGAGACUGCUUUAGACACCCUGACACGUGGCAGGUGCUUGCACGGCAGCCCCAGCCCGGGAUUUGGGAGCUGCUCGCUGGAAGGGCUGGCGCUGCCCGUGCCCGGACGGGCAGAGCCCCCUCGUGGGGCCGCGGCUCCGCCAGCAGCGAGAGGGAAAGGCUGGAAAAGACGCGUCCUUCCUGCAGGGCUCUCCGUCCCGGGAAACGCCUCCCCACCCUCGUCUCUGCUGCAUCCAGUGCCAGGCACGUUCAGCCUAAUCGGCUUCAGCCGUCCUUGAGGGAUGAGAGGCUGGAGAGCAGAGCCACAGAAAGGGACAUGGAGGUCCUGGUUGAUGGCGAGUUGAACAUGAGCCAGCAGUGCCCUGGCAGCCAGGAGG
Molecule: messenger RNA, 7430 nt
Organism: Zonotrichia albicollis (white-throated sparrow)
Lineage: Eukaryota; Metazoa; Chordata; Aves; Passeriformes; Passerellidae
Gene: IYD
Product: iodotyrosine deiodinase
Cellular component (GO): plasma membrane
Molecular function (GO): oxidoreductase activity
Source: RefSeq, a predicted model, not a curated record